GAUGCUCUCCUCAAGUUUUAUUUCAUUCACUUCACUUUCUUAUCUAGAUUUCUUACCUACCAAACAGAUCCCCACAACUCCAUUAAUUACUGACCAAUAAACGAAACCCAACAUUUGAGAGUACCAAAAUGUCUCAGGCCGUAUCCAAUGUCAGCCCCUUUUUCCCACUGUCAUCUGUGAAAACCAGAAAUGUGCGAUACCCUGUUUUCUCAAAACCAAUUAAUGGUGGCGGAUGUUUUAGCCACAGUAGUAAGAACAGCCUUAAGGCCAUGGCAGGCGAUGCAAGAGACAACCUUGACCACAUGCAGAGGGCCACCAAGCUCCAACAACAGCAGGCCCAGCCUAGAAAGAGAGCUGCCCCAGCGCCGCCCAUCGGGUUGUGGGACCGGUUUCCAACGGCCAAGACGGUGCAGCAGAUGAUGGAGACGAUGGAGGGUCUGAUGGACGACCCGUUUGCCUACUCCGGCGGGUACAGGACGCCAGUCCCGAGCGAGACGGGCGGGUACAGCAGGGGAAGGACGCCGUGGGAGAUCAAAGAAGGUGAGGAUGCUUACAAGGUGAGAUUCGACAUGCCCGGGAUGACAAAAGAGGACGUGAAGGUGUGGGUGGAGGAGAAAAUGCUGGUUGUGAAGGCCGAGAAGGCGGUCAAGAAGACGGAAAAUGGGGCGGUGGUGGAAGAAAACGGGGAGGAGUGGUCAGCCAAGAGCUAUGGGAGGUACAGCAGUAGAAUAGCGUUGCCGGAGAAUAUUCAGUUUGAGAAGAUUAAGGCUGAGGUUAAAGAUGGGGUCUUGUACAUUACCAUUCCAAAGGCGUCCAUGACUUCCAAGAUUUUGGACAUCAACGUUUGUUGAGUGAUGUCAUGGCCUCUUUCUUUUCGUUGUUCAAAUGCUUCCAUGACUUUCCGGUAAUUGAGAUCACUUGUUCAUAGGGAUUUUGAGUAUUUCCAAUAUGGUGCA
Messenger RNA from Malus domestica (apple), 956 nucleotides. RefSeq names its product small heat shock protein, chloroplastic-like. The record is from RefSeq and is a predicted model, not a curated record. Gene Ontology annotation, biological process: response to heat. Lineage: Eukaryota; Viridiplantae; Streptophyta; Magnoliopsida; Rosales; Rosaceae.